Molecule: messenger RNA, 987 nt
Organism: Adineta ricciae
Lineage: Eukaryota; Metazoa; Rotifera; Eurotatoria; Adinetida; Adinetidae
Source: the annotation of a GenBank genome assembly
AUGCAUAUGCCUAAGGUAUCGCAUCGUCGUCACCAUCAUACCGCUCAAGACGAGCGUGGAAAUCUCUUUUCAGCGUUAUUUCACAUCAAUGCAAUAUCACAAAUGUACCACUACCAUAUUACACCGGAAAUGGGUGUCUAUGCGUUGAAAUCAAUACGUGAUCUUGUCUUCAUGGGAAUUGAAUUACUUACUGAAAAUACAAUGAUACAAGUCAUAUCGUUAAAAGCACACAAUCGAACUCCAUUACGCGAUCUAGCUGAAGAAUAUCUAAGUAAUGAAAAUCGGUCGUUUGUAGAGUUCGCUUACAUUGGGGUAGAGACGUAUCAAGUCGAAACGAAUAGUGUCUUAUUUCUAUGGAUAUUUUAUUGCUUUCUGCAUGGACCAACGGGUUUGAAAGUUUUACAGAAAGGUGUUCGAUGUUUAACCUUAGCACGUGCACUUCGCGUAAUCACGUUUUCUUUAACCAUCUUACCUAAUCCAAAUCCGAAAUGCAAGUUUACAGGACCUGUUGACCCAUUCAAUUUAAGUCCUGGUGGAGCAUGUAAUGAUUUGUUAUAUAGUGGCCAUGUUAUUGUUUAUACCAUAUCAGCAUUAGCUGUCACAAUUCUCUGUUCAUCAUAUCCGUUUGCAAUAUUACGUUUUUUCAUACGUGUCUUUAUUUGGACUCAAGUUAUUCAACGAAUGAUUCGAGCAGUUGUUGAACUACAUCACUAUUCAGUCGAUAUGUUUCUUGGUUUAUGUGUAACUUUAUUAAUGUGGCAUGCAGAGGUUUUGUAUUAUGAUUUACCAACUCCACCGCAACCAUUGUACCCACAUUUAAAAAAACUUUUGUUUCCAUUUGAUCAUGACGGUGUUGUUGAUCGUUACGUUGACCAAUUCACUUUAUUUUACAAGCAUUUUAAACGACAACCGAUGAAAACAUUGACUAGCUUAAUAAAGCAUCAUGAUAUCGUUUUACCAGCGAAAACUCGGAUGAAACAAAUUUGA